CCCACUUGGUAUUCUUUUUUUACUAUAUGUUUUUCCUUUCUAUGAACCAACUUAAUAUAUUUCAUACAAAAUUAGUUUCUGAUUCAAAUUUUGCCCUACUAAGUCUCUAAAUAAGUUUAGAAUAUGUUUAAUCAGGGAUAGUGUGGUUGACUGAGAGGGCAUUUUUGUCAUUAUACAUCGGUAACAAGUCUUGAUAGGCUCUUAAGGCCAGUCUUGGGUUAUAUAACAAGGCAUCUCCCUUUUGGUGCUCAUGUAAAUUGAGGAAGAGAAAAAGGAUCUGAGGAACAAUGGCUACGACAAGACAGAUCUUGGAGCAGCCACAAUCGCCAUUUAUUCAACGUAUCAAGAGCUCGGGGAACAUUAGCAUGAAUGGCAGUCCUAUGAUUGAUGAGAAAGAAGAGGAGCUUUCACAGUCUGCUUUUGCUUUGUUUAAGGCAAAGGAAGAUGAGAUUGAGAGGAGGAAGAUGGAGGUUAAGGAUAGGGUCCAGAAAAAGCUUGGACUCGCUGAGGAAGCUACUAGAAGAUUAGCCGAGAUUCGGGAAGAGCUUGAAGCUCUUACCGAUCCAAUGAGAAAAGAGAUAUCCGCGAUAAGGAAAAGAGUCGAUGCUAUUAACCGAGAACUCAAGCCUUUAGGACAGAGUUGUCAGAGAAAGGAGAGAGAAUUCAAAGAAGCACUUGAAGCUUACAAUGAAAAGAACAAAGAGAAAGCUAUAUUUGUUAGCAAGCUAGUUGAGCUGGUCACCGAAAGCGAGAAACUGCGGAUGACAAAGCUGGAGGAACUCAGCAAAAGCAUUGAAAUAUCGCUACGCUAACACAAAAUGAUAACAAUAAAGGCUGCAAAAGCAGCCAGCUUUGGUUUCUUCUUUCUUCUGCUCUUUGUAAUUGUUUGAUUCGAUAUUUGCUUUUUGGUGUGAUCAAAUCUGUUUUCCUGAUUCAGUAACCUUAGUAGAAAUGUGAUAAAGAUUCAGUAUGAUCUCACAUUUUUUUGUUUUCAUGUGUGUGACAAUGUUUUAUUCCUGACCCUUCGAGUUUUGUAACCGGAAACUUUAACUUCUAUCAAAAUUUCUUACAAAAGCUUUCCUAAUCCAGUGUAU
Messenger RNA from Arabidopsis thaliana (thale cress), 1094 nucleotides. Its product is annotated as RAB6-interacting golgin (DUF662). The transcript has 4 exons. The record is from RefSeq and is marked reviewed. Gene Ontology annotation, cellular component: cytoplasm; Golgi apparatus. Bases 288 to 812 code for a protein of 174 amino acids. Lineage: Eukaryota; Viridiplantae; Streptophyta; Magnoliopsida; Brassicales; Brassicaceae.